Molecule: messenger RNA, 2153 nt
Organism: Mercenaria mercenaria
Lineage: Eukaryota; Metazoa; Mollusca; Bivalvia; Venerida; Veneridae
Product: kelch-like protein 10
Exons: 9
Coding region: 120-1922 (600 amino acids)
Molecular function (GO): protein binding
Source: RefSeq, a predicted model, not a curated record
UAGUGCUAAAUGACGUCCGUUUUGUUUGGGCGAAAGAAGGUUGACAAGGAACAGACGACAAAGGGUCAAGGUUUCUUUCUUGCAUAUUUCAAAUAAAAAAUACAAAAAAAAUCGUGAUCAUGGAGUGGGAAGAGUCACCAACAAGCAGUUCCGCAUCUGUAGAGAACAAGUAUAGCGCGCAUUCAUGCAAUAUUUUAAAUGAAUUACGAAAAUCAGGACAACUGACGGACGCCGUGAUAAAAGUUGAAAGUCAGGUCUUUCCUAUUCACAGAGCUAUCUUGUCCGCCUGUAGCCCAUACUUUAGGGCAUUGUUUACAAAUGAAAUGUUUGCCACCAAUCGCAGAGAAGUGGUAAUUCCCGGCGUUAGUGCUGAUGUCAUGAAAACCAUCAUUGACUAUUCCUAUACGCGGCAAGUUGAUGUCACUGCUGAAAAUGUUGAGCUUUUGCUACCGGCAGCAGACCAGUUCCAUGUAAAUGGAAUAGUCAAAGCUUGUUGCGAUUUUCUCGCAUCACAGAUGGUUGCUGAAAAUUGCAUAGGAAUUUAUAAAUUCGCAAAGGCCUACUUCUGCCACAAUCUGGAACGAAUCAGUUUCCGCUACCUUAUGCAUAAUUAUUGUAAAGUUUGCACACAGAGUAACGAGUUCCUGCAGCUGAACGCCGAAGAGCUUGCGGAAAUGCUCAGCCGAGACGAAUUGAACGUGAAGAACGAAGAACUGGUGUUUGACUCUGUGCUAAGGUGGAUCGACUACGACCCUGAACGCCGCCGGAACUGCAUGGCAAAGCUUCUGCGAUCCAUCCGACUAGGGCUGCUUUCUACUCAAUACUUUGUGGAAAAGGUAAAACCACACCCCUACGUGAAGGAAUCAGAAAACUGCAAGCCUAUUAUUAUCGAGACCCUGAAGUUCCUCUAUGACCUUGACAUGGAUGGCAAAGAAGAGAUCGAUCCAGUGAACCAAUUAGCUCGUCCCCGUGUCCCACACGAGAUAUUGUUUGUGGUAGGGGGCUGGAGCGGAGGAUCCCCCACUAACAUUGUAGAGACAUAUGACACAAGAGCAGAUAAAUGGAUUAUUUGUGAAGCCAUGGACACUGGACCACGUGCGUAUCACGGCACGGCAUGUCUCGGCAAUGUGAUCUACAUUAUUGGCGGGUUUGAUGGAAUGGAAUAUUUUAACUCUGUACGCUGUUUUGAUCCCGUUUCUAAAACCUGGGCUGAGGUGGCUCCAAUGAAUGCUAAGAGAUGUUAUGUAAGCACAGCCACUCUUGACGGCCUUAUAUAUGCUAUGGGCGGUUACGACGGGCAUAAUCGCCAGAACACAGCGGAGAGAUACUUCCCACAGAACAACCAGUGGUCACUGAUUCAACCAAUGACACACCAAAGGAGCGAUGCCAGCGCUACAUCCCUUAGUGGGAGGAUAUACAUUUGCGGAGGCUUCAAUGGUCAGGAAUGCUUACUGAACGCUGAAGCAUAUGACCCAAAUACCAACCAGUGGACCAUGAUAGCCCCUAUGAGGAACAGACGAAGUGGCGUCGGAGUCAUUGCUUACAGGGACCACGUAUUUGCGUUAGGAGGUUUCAAUGGUAUCUCCAGGAUGAACACAGGAGAGAAGUACAACCCUGUUAAAGACAGCUGGACCAGUCUACCGGAAAUGUACAGCCCGAGGUCAAACUUUGCUGUCGAGGUGCUUGAUGACAUGAUUUUUGCCAUUGGUGGAUUCAAUGGGAUGACAACCAUUUUCAACGUGGAAUGCUAUGAUGGUACAACAGAUGAAUGGUAUGACGCCACAGACAUGAAUUUAUACCGAAGUGCCCUGAGCGCAUGCGUGGUGACCGGGUUACCGAACGUCUACGACUACCUGCACCGCGACCGAGACAAAGACGUGGUAGAAAAGAAGAGAGCAAGAGCACAGAACAAUGCCGAAUAAACGUUUUCUCAAAAUAUUCACAAAAAAUACAUUUAAAAAUUUAAUUAUAUAUUUUUAUCUAAAACAUACCGUUUUAUAUUUAGGCGAAAUACCAGGGUUUUUUUUUUCAAAAUAAGUAAAAAAAAUCAUUUAAAAUAUUUUCAUGUAUAUUAUAUUUUUGUUAAGAAUCUUUAAUGUUUAACUGGAAAAUUAUAGCAGAAGAGCUUUUAAUGUAAUAAAGAUGAAACUUUA